UAGUAGGCUAUACUUUGCUCUAUCAAUUCUGAUUGAAACAAAGCUCUACAAUGAAACUUCUGGUUGCUGCCGUCUUGGGAGUCCUCCUGACUCUAUCACUAGCCAAUGAUAAUGUUGAUGUCAACAAUUCUGGUAAUGAUGGUGGCAGUGUAAACCAGCAAGUCAAUAUUAACAAUCAGGACCGGAUUGCCAAUAUCAAUCACUUCAAUGGCUGGAACUCCUGGGAUUCCAUCUGUGACUAUGGAAACGGAUUUGCUGCAACCAGACUGUACAACAAGAAAAUCUGUAUCCUCACCAAGAUGAAGUCAAACUUCCCCACUCUGGAGCAGCUUAAGACUAUUUCUGAAAAUAAGCACCAGGCUCCACCAACCACAGAGCUGACAACUUACACAAUCAACCAGAAACCUAUUGUUCACAUUGAAGAGUUUGGAAGCCACAUUGAAGCUCUCUGCAAAGGCAUGCCAGCCUACACUGCUAUAGAGAUGCCUCAAGCCGAGGAAGGGUUCGCUCUCUGUCACACCAACAGCAUGAUCACAAUUUUGGGAAUCAGCUUCUGUUUUUAAGAUGCCACUGAAAGGACCCUUUCCCUCUUAGUGGACCCAUAUUGAAAUAUUCUCCCAAAUAUUCCAAUUCUGGAUUUUUCCAGUGUUCCCAUAAUAAUAUUAUUAACAGCAACAAUAUUAUAAUAAAUAAUAAAGGAAAGAUUUAUCAGUG
Molecule: messenger RNA, 714 nt
Organism: Rana temporaria (common frog)
Lineage: Eukaryota; Metazoa; Chordata; Amphibia; Anura; Ranidae
Product: gastrokine-1-like
Exons: 6
Coding region: 51-563 (170 amino acids)
Biological process (GO): regulation of cell population proliferation
Source: RefSeq, a predicted model, not a curated record